Pyrenophora tritici-repentis Pt-1C-BFP is the source of this 642-nucleotide messenger RNA. RefSeq lists its product as uncharacterized. Lineage: Eukaryota; Fungi; Ascomycota; Dothideomycetes; Pleosporales; Pleosporaceae. The record is from RefSeq and is a predicted model, not a curated record.
AUGAGGAUUGCAGCCGCACUUUGGCGUCAGGCAGCACCGAUCCCACGACGCACCAGUACGGAGCGAGUCAAGGAACUUCUGGGCCUUUCUAACGAGCAAUGGCCAAAGUUUUUGGACAUAUCACUGGAGGUGUGCAAAGAUCAUGCUGGGUCUAAACUCAGUGAAAUCAGUGAGGAGGAUAAGAUGAAAAUGAAGACGAGGAUCAAGGACGGUAUGCGCAAGAAGCGGCUUCCAAGAAUCGAUAAUGAAGCUCUCGAAUGGCGUAUUUCAAAGUGCUUGCCAGAACUUAGAGUCAAGAAUCGCGAUAUAGAGCAAAUCCACGGAUGGGAGGAGACUACCAAGAAGUCGUUCCCAAUAUCAUUACUAAAGGAAGCAGUCCUCACACACGCUGAUAAACUGCCCGCCGGAAACUUGAGCUACUGGUCACAAAUUCCAAAGGACGUGCAGCUGAUAUUUGCCGAGGAAGCUAAUAGGCGACUCGCUGAACGCGGCUUACCGAUAUUGGAUGAGACGGCUUUACUGUACCGAUUAAGAAAGUACAUGAAUCACUGGCUCAAAUGGGGUUUAAAAGGAAAGGCAAAGGUCGGACAGGAAGUUCGCGAUGAUCAACCGGCUGUAUCGAAAAGAAUCAAGGGUCGGUAG